AAAAAAAUUAUCGACUCAAUCGAGCAGAUCGCAAAUGACCUACAUAGGGUUUUCCAUUAGGGAAAAGUGCGGACGCGUGCGCCUUUAAGGAAAACAUCCCCUGUGGCGAGAAAAUUCGAUUCUCCAACAGAUGUUUACGUUCUGAAUCAAGGUUAAGUGGCGUUUCGAGUGAAAACAGCAAGUUUUCCACAACUAUCGAGCAAAUGUUUCCCGUGGACAGCGAAUGGCGCUUAAGGGCUGAAAGCGAAUUGAACGAAACCCCCGAACGAUAUGCGCUAGAAAUGAAAACUCUCACUAAUCUGGUUUCGAAUGACCCGAAUCUGACGGUUCCCAACAACAACGAGUUUCUGCUGAGGUUUCUGAGGGCCAGAAAGUUCCAUAGCAGCAAAGCGUUUCAAAUGCUGCAAAGAUACUACAUAAUGAAGCUAAAAUUCCCCGAGCUGUUCAGUUGCCCGCUGCCGUCCGAAUGUGGCAAAACUUUCGAUCUGCAGGCGCAAAACAUGCUGCAGCAUCGAGACCGUUUGGGCCGCAGAAUUUACAUGAUUCGAGUCGACAGUUUUGACUCCUCCAAAGCGACGAUUGAGGACAUUUUCAAGACAAACGUGCUGGCGUUGGAGCAAAUAGUGCGAGAGCCGGAAACUCAAAUCGCCGGAAUCGUUGUUAUUCUUGACAUGGCCGGUCUCUCCUUGCAGCAUGCGAAGUUCUUCACUCCUUAUUAUGCGAAACGAAUGGUCGAGCUGGUUCAAGAGACGUUUCCUCUGCGAUUCAAGGGCUUUCAUGUGGUUAAUGAGCCUUUUUACUUUGACGCGGUCAUGGCCGUGCUCAAGCCUUUUCUCAAGGAGAAAAUCAAAAAAAGGAUUUACUUGCAUGGCAGCGACAUUGAAGGUCUUCACGCUUUUGUGCCUAGCGAUGUUCUCCCGUCGGAAUACGGAGGAGAAACCGGACCUUUUGAUAACAGAGGCUGGUACAUGAAGCUCUUGGCCAAUGAGGACUAUUUCAAAAACCUGGAAUCUUUCGGCUACAAACAAGAUUCGGCUUAGAAUGUAACUUGGCUUUUCGCUGGUUAAAAGCUGCUUUUUGACUCAGUUGUUAUGGAUUGUGCAGCCGAGGGCGAAAAUUUUAAGCGUUUAGGUUGUGAAUUGAAAUCAACCGAAUAGCAAUUUUAGACGACUUUGACAUUUUUUCUUUACUGUUUCGGUUGUGAAUUUGGGGCGACUUUGGGCGAUUGAACUGUGAAUUCAACAUUUUUCAGGAUGUUUAGAAUGUGAUUUUGCAACUUUGUUCCUCGUCUAGACUGGAAACUUGACGCAACCAAAUCGAACCCCACAUAACCUUUAGGCGUCUUUGCUAACU
Molecule: messenger RNA, 1353 nt
Organism: Dendroctonus ponderosae (mountain pine beetle)
Lineage: Eukaryota; Metazoa; Arthropoda; Insecta; Coleoptera; Curculionidae
Product: alpha-tocopherol transfer protein-like
Exons: 5
Coding region: 204-1040 (278 amino acids)
Cellular component (GO): membrane
Molecular function (GO): phosphatidylinositol bisphosphate binding
Source: RefSeq, a predicted model, not a curated record